Stereum hirsutum FP-91666 SS1 is the source of this 1920-nucleotide messenger RNA. RefSeq lists its product as uncharacterized. Lineage: Eukaryota; Fungi; Basidiomycota; Agaricomycetes; Russulales; Stereaceae. Bases 256 to 1773 code for a protein of 505 amino acids. The transcript is spliced from 7 exons. The record is from RefSeq and is a predicted model, not a curated record.
GCCUUUUCAACCUUUCUCCCUUCUCCCUUUCGCUCUCUUCGACAUUCCCUUCCUUUCACUUCACCUUCUUUUUUUCUGGCCGUGCUCGUUUUUGGUCCCACUUACUGCAAUUCAUUCGACUGCCUUCAAGCGUCGAUCUGCUGUACCGGGUGUCACAAUAAUUCUAGUUCCUGUUUCAUUUUUUCGAGGUCUUCGGCCACAUCGCAGUGGCCACCAUUUCUUUUUAUCUAUUAAGACGACAAGCGCAAGAGCAACAUGAACGAUACAGCAUACGAACGGCCUAAAUUCUCCUCCCUCGCCCGGGCUGUUUUUCUCUUUUACGCUUUGAUUAUCGCUGCGAACGUUGCUGUUGUCGUUUUUGCUGCUCGCGUGAAUAUCUGGCAGGAAUUUUAUUAUGCCGCUGACCUCUUCCCUUUCGGUCUUUCUAUCGCCACACUUGCUCUCGCUAUCAUUAUGGCUAUUCUCGACGUCGGUUUCGAUAAUGCCGUCACCGCGCGACCACCAUUCGAGCUUGGUGUCAGCUGCGUGCUGACCACCCUGUGGACUGCCUUCAACGCCUUCUCGACCUCUCGCUGGGCCAACAUCCCAACCAACUGCAACGAUAUCCCGUCCAGUUACUCCGCUGCACGCACUUGGUGCAAAGACGUCGGCGCGCUGAAGAUCUUAGUAUGGAUCAAUUGGUCGAUCAUCCUCGCCUGCUUCCUCCUCACCACAACCUACACUCUCCUCCAAUCCCGCACCCACCAAAACCAAAUCUGGCGCAUCCCUCUCUCCCGCUUCCGCCCCGCCCCAAUCAAUGACAUGUUCGUCAGCGCCGGCGGCAUCGCAGCCUUCGAUCGUGCUACUCGUGCCGCUUCCCUCUAUGGCGGCAAGGAAGGGAACGAAAAAGGCGAAGGCGCAGGCGAGCUGGUGAGGAAAGGUUCGACUGGGUGGUGGGCGAACGGCGGGAGUGGAUUCCGCGGGAGUCUGCAGAGUGUUGUGAGCGGGGGGAAAUCGAAGAGCACGAAGGGGAUCCGGCGUGGGAUCCUCCCCGCUGGGUCCGACACUGCAGCCGCUACGACGACGUUGGCGGAUGGGAGGAUCAUCGUUGGUGGGAAAGGGGCGGAACAGUUCGCUGUGAAUCCGUUCGAUCCGAGCGCGGAUUAUCAUAACUAUAACACGAAUCUGAACCAGACGACGGACUAUGGCGGUGGUGGUGGCGUACAGGUCGCUGUGGCGGAUUAUGGGUAUGGAAAUGGGGGUGACGAUCCAUUCGCGAGGUCUCCGAGGCCGAUGGGCGGGAUUGGAGAGGACGGGAGGACUAUUGCGACGGGCAUUACGGAAAUCCCGUUGGGCUCGCCGGUCACUCCUCUGCACAACGCUGCCAGUGGAGGUCUGCUGAGUCCAUAUUACACUCCUUCGACGCCAAACAUCGCGGGCAUGGGCUAUGGAGGUUCGGUCGCCGGAUCUGGAUCAGCAAUCGGAGGGGAUGCAGGGUAUCCGAGGUGGAGCGGCAGUGACGCGUAUAAUGCUCCCAGUCCUGGAAUCGUUGGGAGUGCGAGUGGAUAUCCGAGCAGACAGAGCAAUGCGAAGACGGUGAGCGGGUACGAGGAUGGGUUGUGGAACGGGAAUGGACUGGGUGAGGUGGUGUGGAAGGGGACGGGGCAGACGAAGCCUUCCGCGGCGGGUCCGUCGGCGUGGCAGCAGGGGAGUGGUGGUAGUGGUGGUGAAAGUCCAGGUGAGGAGCAGAGUGUGAGCGAGAGUGCGUACAGCGUUGGGAGCUAUUAUCGCUAAGCUGGCACUGUCACGGCUGCUUUACUAUUCUAUUUUCGUGUGUAACUGUGUAUGAACUGUUUUUCUUGGAUCUUCCGAGGCUUAACUAGUGACUGCUGGACCUGGUGUGUACUUAUUUAUAUACAUAUUUUUUUGGCUGCAUAUGGC